AUGGAGUCGCCUAUCCAGCGGGCGCUCGGUAUCUAUGAGAUCCUUGAGCAAGUACUUUUGCAAUUGAAUCUCGACGAAAUAAUUCGCGCGCAGCAAAUUUGCAGCAGGUGGAAAAACGUCAUUCAGACUUCUCCCGCACUUGAGCAAGCAUGCUGGUACCGGCCUCUCAAAGAAACCCACCAACAGGACGAUAGCCCGGAACUUGUCGAGUUGAAUCCUGCGUUUAAUCGGCUAGGCGUCUCAAUACAGAAAUUGACCAACGGCCCAAAGCAAGAAACUGGAGAUUUCGAUUUAAAAAAGCGAAUCUAUGAUAAACCUGGAUCAUGGACCACUAUGCUAGCCACACAGCCUCCCGUGCGAUGCAUCGAGAUGGAGUGUUUCAGCGAUUAUUCUGGUGAUCAGUCAUAG
This is a messenger RNA of Penicillium nucicola, 408 nucleotides long. Its product is annotated as F-box protein. The transcript has a single exon. The record is from RefSeq and is a predicted model, not a curated record. Gene Ontology annotation, molecular function: protein binding. The coding region runs from base 1 to 408 and encodes 135 amino acids. NCBI's taxonomy places the organism in Eukaryota, Fungi, Ascomycota, Eurotiomycetes, Eurotiales, Aspergillaceae.